Molecule: messenger RNA, 522 nt
Organism: Haliotis rubra (blacklip abalone)
Lineage: Eukaryota; Metazoa; Mollusca; Gastropoda; Lepetellida; Haliotidae
Exons: 4
Coding region: 80-505 (141 amino acids)
Source: RefSeq, a predicted model, not a curated record
UUGUCAAAGGCAGACAACACCUGAUUGGCACAUACUGCGUUGCCCGUGUCACAUCCGGGAGUGCGUACAUAAUCAAGAUAUGUGUAUGCAGCUAGCGACAGUUGCAGCACUGAUGUCUACAAUGAGAGGGUUGAUCAUUUUACUGGCAGCCAUUGUGACUGCCGAGAGUACAAGAUACCUACUUGGAACAUCAUGCAGUACGUCACGUGAUUGUGGUACCGGCUCGUGCUGCAGGGACGCCAACAACAUACUCCUCGACCCUUCACUCAAAAAUCAUGACCUUGCUCCAUCAACCAAUAGGGGUACGUGUAAACCAGGAUCAGCCCAGCUGAAGGAAGUGUGUAGCAGUGGAUGCCAGUGUGCUCCAGGGUUGGUCUGUUACACGCCAAUCACUGGCGUCUGCUGUCCCUCCGACCGCUGUGAGACACAGGAGUAUGUGGACAAGAUGAAGAAAUACUGGAAUAACUGCGCCCCACCCAUGUGCUUUUUUCCAGCUCGAAAAUAAAUCCCAAUGAUAAAAGC